Messenger RNA from Anneissia japonica, 3647 nucleotides. Its product is annotated as AKT-interacting protein-like. The record is from RefSeq and is a predicted model, not a curated record. The transcript is spliced from 8 exons. Lineage: Eukaryota; Metazoa; Echinodermata; Crinoidea; Comatulida; Comatulidae. The coding region runs from base 165 to 1001 and encodes 278 amino acids.
UACACAGCGUGUCAAAGGUCAAUUAUAUUUACUUUCUCAUUCUGUGCAAAAAGAAGCAAACCGACAACAGACUCAAAAAUAGAUAUUAACGAAUGAAGUGCUAUAUGAUUAGGUUUGAUUUUCUGGGCACAGUGAUUGGUUAAUGAAAUCCUUUUAUUGAUGGUAUGGGGAUAAUGACAGAUGCUAAAGAUAAGGUAGACAAAGACCAGGUAGUAUCAUCAAAACGUUCAGUGAGCAAGAAACAACUGCCCAAGAUUCCUGCAGAAGAGGCCUACUCCUCUACAUCAACAAGAAUGAAGGAAAGACAACAAUCUCUGACUGCUGCCAAUGGAUCCUACGGACCAUACUUCCUUGAGUACUCUUUAUUAGCAGAAUAUAAUCAACUUCAGAAGAACAAGUUACCUGGGGUUUAUGUGAUUCCGUCAGCCGGAUCGCCUUUACAUUGGUUUGGUGUACUGUUUGUGCGGCAAGGAAUGUAUCAAGAAGGUGUUUUUAAGUUCGACCUUUUCAUUCCUGACAAUUACCCAGAUGGAGAAUGCCCUAGAUUGGUAUUCAAGACACCAAUCUUCCACCCAGUGAUUGACAUAAUGACAGGAGAGCUGGAUGUGAAGAGGGCGUUUCCCAAAUGGAAGCGUAGCGUCAACCACAUAUGGCAAAUAUUAUUAUAUGCAAGAAGAAUAUUUUAUAAAAUAGACACAAAAUCACCUUUGAACCCAGAAGCAGCUGCACUGUAUGACAAUGAUCAAGAAUUGUUUAAAGGCAAAGUAUCUGAAUCAGUGCAGCUGUGCAAAAGCAAAAUGUACGACGUCCCUGACACUGAUGACCCACAUGCAAUACACUUUAGCCAGCUAUCGGAAGAUGCACACGAAAAAGCGAAACAUGCUAUUUGUGAGGCAAAGAAGCCUCCGAUCGAUGAGCAAGGAAUGAAAAACGCUCAGAGUUCAGGAUUGUCCUGGGUCAAGCCGGGAACAACUCAAGUGUUCAGCAGAGAUUGUCACUGACAACCACCACAUACUUAUGUGCUUGUCGUCUUUGCAGAAAUUAAAUUUUGUAGAAGUCUACACAAGCCUGGCAAUUUUUUAUUUUUAAGAAUGCGGAGUCUUUCCAACACAUAAUGUGUGCUGUUGCAAGAAUUUUGAGUGGUAAUGUGGAAUAAAUAGUUGGUAGUACUGUGGAGGUAUACCAUACCUCGGUAUGGUAGUGGUACAGUAAUAUGGUUCAGGUAGUUUGUCAUGAGCUUAGAUCAAGCAGUGAUGGGUUGUGGGUACAAAGUUCACAUUUUUGUGUUUUACCUCUUUAAAGUGUUGUUCACACUUCAAGUCUUAAUGCAACAAAUACCCAAAUUUCUGACCACACUAUAAAAUUUUAUGUGACAAACGAAUGUCCUAUGCUCUUAUUUGGAUGUAAUUUUACAUCAUAUUGCACAUAUAUGGGCACAUCAAAUAAAUUGGUCACAUAAAUUUUGAUGUGUGGACAGAGUGAUUUGCCCAUGUAUAGGCGUAAUGAUAUCAUGCCCAUAAAUAGGUCUUAUAUGAUAUCAUGCCCAUAUAUGGGUGUAAUAUGACAUCAUGCCAACGAAGGGUGCUGAUUGACAUCAUCAUGCCCAUAAAUAGUUGUGAUAAUGAUGACAUCAUUCACGUCCAUAUAUGGGUAAUGCAAAGAUAUCUGUUAAAUAAUAAUAAAAUUUGUGCAGACACAGUUAAUGAAGGGAUAUAGGGAACAAACAAGAAACAUUGUUUUUGUUAGCUUAUUCUGUCCCUGAAAUGCCAGCAUAUUAAAUUUAAAUACAAACUGCAUUUGGUUGCCUACAAAAAUAAUUAUGGUAGCACCAUAGUUAUUAUUCCAUUCCGUGCAAAAUGAGUUUACUUUAGUUUGGCAGUCGAUGUGUAUUAUGAGUAUUAUGUUGAUAUUCUUUGUUCUCCAUUUCAUGAAAUUCGCAUCAGUACUUAAGUAGGUGACGUUAUUAAGCACCACUUGUUUUGUUUAUUAAGAUACUUUAAUGGUUCUGGCUUAUGUUAUCGUUAGUUAAUUGAGUAGUGUAGAUUGCACCCAUCUUUCAAAUGGUACUGCACUCGGGAUUUAAGCAUAGUUUCAUUCUGAUUGAUUUUUUGUAGGCCACCUCCUAUUCAUAGAGAAGAGCGCUUUCCUCUCAAAAGAAGCAUUACUGCACAUUAUUUUCAGUAUGGUGUUACUAUUAUUUAGAAUAAUUACAUAUGGCCUAUAUUAUAAUAGCCUACUUUAAAUAUCUCUUUUGAAUGAUUUUGCAUUUAACUUAUUGUAAUGAUCAGUUAUUUUAUACAUUUAUGAAGAAGUGAAAAUUAUUUAUUUGAUAGACAUUUAGUUAUUAUUUCUUAAGAGGUUACCAAUUUAUAUUUACUGAGGAAUAAUAUAGUGCACUUAAUCUUUUAUAAAUCCUUUGAUUAGAAUUUGUCCGAUAAAGUGAGGUUUCUGAUAAAAGUCUAAGUGCGUGGAGCAGGGGUGUCAAAAUUUAUCUGAGUGUGUGAUGGAUUCUGAUAAAAGCCUUCAAGUGUGUGGUUCAGGGGUCACCCAGGACUUCUGAAGGAUGUACAGGGGGACUAAGCCCCCAAAAACCUCUAACGGUUUAGGUAUAUGAAAGAAUUAUUUAUUUGACUUUAGAAUCUCAAUCUUUCAAAACUACAUUGAAAUGUUCCUUCCUCCACAAGGUGUGUCGAGCUCCCUGACAGCGGAAGAUUUGCCUGAUGUGGAGGGGCGAUGACCUUUCUGUCCCCUGCUUGGGGCAUCCUGGAUAAGUCAUCACCAGGUGAAUAGCAGCUGGCUUCUUUCACACAUGUGCCCUUAUAAUAUUGUACAGCUUAAUCUAUGAUAUUCACAACAAAAAAUAAUAUUAGAUCAAGGCAUAACUAACUUUAACUAUAAUAACUAUUGUCUGAUUUUACACAAUAGAAUACAGCUGGCCUAGUUCCUUUCAACUAAAUUCAAUCUGUUCUUAAAUCAAGUCAAAGUAUUUAUUCGGAGACUCAAUUUUUUUUUUCUAUAAAAGAAGAUCUUAAAACAAUCUGUUGUCUUGCCUCAUUGAAGAUGUAUCUGCUUAUUGUAUUCUGUCUCUUGUUACAAAGAAAUGAAAAUAAACUGCUGAGGGCAGUGUUCUGUAUUCAUCACCCUGUUCACACUGUCAAAUUUUAUUUGGCAAAAACAUAAAGACAUGCUUUAAUAUAAUCAUGAUGACAUCAUAUCAUGACCAUAUAUAGGUACACUAUGACUAUAUAUGGACAUACAACAGGUUAUUUUGUCAAAGAAAAUUGCAUAGUUCUUAAGAUUCUACCUCGCCUAAACUCUUCUUAUUCGAAACCUUGUGAAAGAGCAAUAUUAUAUACCUUUGGUCUAUUUGGACCAAAAGUAUAAUAAAAUUUUACUGUUUACACUAUGAACAUUUAUUCUUGUGCUGCCUUGUACUGUAUAUAAAAUCAUGUAUGUGAAUAUCCAUAAUAUAUACUUGCUUAUUCUGUGCACUUAAAAGUACUGUACUCUACCAAUGAAAUCCAUUAGUGCCUUUAUCCUAUCUAUAGUAUACUAUUAGAACUACUGUUAUCUUGUCAUGAUUAGGGUAAUAGGUUUCUUAUAUUAGUGCAUCAUUGAGUAAAAAUUAGAAUUAUACUAGAAUCAAA